This is a messenger RNA of Corticium candelabrum, 705 nucleotides long. RefSeq lists its product as uncharacterized. The coding region runs from base 32 to 565 and encodes 177 amino acids. The record is from RefSeq and is a predicted model, not a curated record. NCBI's taxonomy places the organism in Eukaryota, Metazoa, Porifera, Homoscleromorpha, Homosclerophorida, Plakinidae. The transcript is spliced from 2 exons.
UACUUCCAACAGCAGUACCAGCAGAAACUCUAUGAGCAGUAGCAGCAGCAGUACUGGCAGCCUUAACAACAUAACCCCCAACAACAGCACAGACAAAGGAACUGCACCAGCCCAUGCACCAGGACCAGCACGAGCACUUCAACAACAACAACAGCCUGCAAGCAGCACCACCACCAUACACCCACAGCAACACAAGCAACAACAUGAGGCGAGUAACGAGAACAACGAUGUCGCCGUGGAGGACAAGAUGUGGCUGCAAAAACUCCAGGUCCAGAACCGAUUGGACCAACCGGAUGUGGACGAAAGUCAUGGAGAUCGUAGAGAAUGUGGAGCACAGCACAGAGAGAUGGGAGAGCAGCAGGAGUGUCAGGACAAACUGGAGCAGAAGGCAUUGCAGCAUACGAGGGCCCAUAAGGUACACGUGGUGAGCAUGCACAACUCAGACCCCUCAGUCUAUCAGAAAGUCAUGCAUCUGCUGCAUAUAUUUUGUUCCGGUACGAUCAACACACAAGAAGCACAAGCACAGCCCUGCAACCUAUUAAAGGGAUACAGACAGGACAGAUGAAAAAGCUAACUUGGUGAAUAUGUGCACAUGAAAAUGGUGUCUGGGUAUGCCAGGCCUGUGCUCGAGUUUGUGUUGCAGUCGGUUUGUGAUAAUAGUGCAAAUACUGAUUAGAUAGAUUAGAGUAUAACAAUUAUUGCUGU